UAGAAAGUGGCGUGCAACCACAUCUCAAUUAUUAUUAUUAUUAUUUGGUUUUGUUUUAUCUACUUAUUUAAUUAAUAAGGAGUAUUGGUCCUGUUAGGAUUAGAACUCAUUAAUGAAGAACACUUUCAUUGUGAUUGGGAAACUAGUUUAGAACUAGUAUAAAUACACCCUCCUCCAUAAUUAAUAGACCAGUUUUUAGAUUCAGUAUUACCAGUUUAUUUCCCCGCAAAGAGAUUUCCUAGCCUUUCUCUUAGGGAGAUCUAACCGUUCUUUCGGAGAGGAGAAAUCACGUGGAUACCUAAGGUCAAGGAUUAUAACCGCUAGGCUGGAAGAUCUGUAAGUUCUAACUCAGAUCUGUUAUAAUUAUCAUAUUCGUUAUUUUGUCAUAAUCAGGAAAGAUCUGUUUGGGAAAAUUUUAAACUUCCGCUGCCGUACUUUCGAGGUACGUUACAUCAAUUUCCUCACAGACCGCCCUCGGCUUCUUGAGAUACCAUGUGUAUGGUGAUAAGGAGGAUGAUAUCCAACUCUGGCCGAGGAUGACCACCACCUUCGAAGAGGCCGGCGGCCCGGAUUUGGGCAUUCCUGCUGAGGCCGAUGAUUUUGUCAUGGAUCGUCGUUCCAUCAUGGAAAUUGCUAAGGCCAAAGCGGCCGAGGAGUUGGCUGCAAAGGCGGCCGAGGCGGCCAGACGUGCCGCGGCCGAGGGAGGCGGGGCUACUGCUGGUGCGGCCCCAAAGCCUGCCCAAUCCAAGAAGAAGAGGCCUCCUACUGACGGCCAGAAGAAGUUGACUGAGGCCGGCCUGAACGUCGCCAAGAAGACGAAGAGGGCACCGUCUCCUUCCCAGGCUACUGAGGCCGGCACUCUUGCCGUCCCCAGUGUGGUCGAUAGCGGUCCUGUUGUGGACCUCACUGCUGCUCCUAGCGAUGCUGCCCAAUCGCUUCCUCUCGUCCAGGAGCCACGGACGAAGAGGGCCGGCAAGGAGAUUGCCGGUGCCACCUACGAGAAGAUGGUGGAAUACCCCGUCGGCGGGGGUGUUUUUGAUGAUGUCGUCCUUGGCCACGACGUCCUGGCCCAGGCCAUGCCGGCCAAAGAUAGGGCCUAUCUGAAGAGGCUCGGGGACGUGAAGGUAUAAGAAGGCGGGAUGGACCUCCUCGUCCAAGGUGCCUUCAUGCUUAUGAAGAGCCAUAAGAGGCAGUACCGGGAGAUAGCUCGUCUGAAAGAGCUUGAGCAGAAAGCUGCUUCGGCCGAUGAGGCGGUCGCUUGCUUGGAUCGGCUCCGGGAGGAUGCCAAGGCCAAGCAACAGAAGGCCGACGAGGCCGCCGCAGCCAGGGACGAUGCCCUGGCCAAACUCGAGGAGAGCCAAAGGGCGCUGGAGGCCGAGCGGCGCAAAAACGAGGAAGCCGUGAAGGCGAAAGCUGAGGCCGAGGCUGCCGCUGUGAAGGCUGCUGAUGAGGCUGUUGAUCAGUUCUUGGCCGAGGGGUGGAAGGCCGAUGAGCGGCUCCCCUGGUGUUAUGAAGUGGUGGCUGCUAGGCUUGAAAGUUGGGGAAUGAACUCCCCCGCCGGCCAGGAGUAUUGUAGCAGGGAGAUGGCCGUGUACUAUAACAUGGGCCAGGAGCGGAUGCAGAGGCUCCUGUGUCGGUGGCUAUCUCGUGCUCUGAAGGCCAUGAACUAUACUUCCGGGUGGGCUAGAUGGAACUUGAAGCUCCCCAAGCUGAUGAAAGAUCCCGAAGAGCAUGCCAAGCUUCCUCUGUCGGAGCGGGAGUCCCCCAUUGAGAGUUCCGUCCUCGGCGAGCCGGAUUACACAGAGUUCGACUUCCUGGACGAUGCCAC
Messenger RNA from Cuscuta europaea, 1828 nucleotides. NCBI's taxonomy places the organism in Eukaryota, Viridiplantae, Streptophyta, Magnoliopsida, Solanales, Convolvulaceae. The record is from the annotation of a GenBank genome assembly.